Molecule: messenger RNA, 8481 nt
Organism: Cutaneotrichosporon cavernicola
Lineage: Eukaryota; Fungi; Basidiomycota; Tremellomycetes; Trichosporonales; Trichosporonaceae
Gene: RLR1
Exons: 10
Coding region: 1-8481 (2826 amino acids)
Biological process (GO): mRNA processing; mRNA export from nucleus
Cellular component (GO): THO complex part of transcription export complex
Molecular function (GO): mRNA binding
Source: RefSeq, a predicted model, not a curated record
AUGGCGACUGGCGCCAUCGAGGCGUUGCUCAACGGCACCGGCACCCCAACUUCACUCUCCUCUGCCAUCGUUGCGCUCGCCGCCGAGCACUCCAAGACGAUCGAGCUCGCGCAUACCCUCUUCACCCUCAUCACCUCCACCCUCUCCGCGGAUGCGAUUGUUGCCGUCCUCAAGGAGACGCUCGAAAGCUUAGGUGGUGACGAGGAGAGGUUAGAGGCCCUCGCUACUGCCAUCCUCGAGACGGUCGAUGCGAUCAAGGUAGUCGGCGACGACGUCGAGGACCUCGUCAAGAAUGAUGCGGGCUGCGUCAACACCGAGAGCGCCGAGAAAGCGUCGACUGUCGUCAACAGCCUUGUCCAAAAUGGCGCGCUCCCUCAACACCUCGCCAACCUCAUCCUCGCCCCAGCCAAUCUCGUUCCCCUCCGCCUCCAUCCCACGCCGCGCAAUGUCGACAUGUUCCGCCGCGGCCUGGCGCGGUUAAACACGAGCGUACACUACAAGCAGCACACUAGCAACUUACUGCGCGAGAACAGCGAGGGCUGGUCCCGCCUCAUUGUGCUCCUCACCGGCCCAGUCGCACUUUACGAUGAGCCAGAGAGCGACGAGGAGCGCGUGUUGCGCGCCAAGCGAGUUUGGACGAGUGUGCGCGAGCUUGUAGGAUUCUUUUCCCUCGCCCCGGUCCGCGUGUACGACCUUAUCCUCGAGGUCGCUUCGUGUCAUGUCGAGAAGCACUGGCGCUUCUUACUCGACCUUCUCCGCCAAGCAGGCCUCGGGCCAGAAGAAUCACCUGCACCGCGCCUGGACGAGGAUACCGCUGCGCAGGUCCAACGCAUCGCGCACGUGCUGGACGUAAAUCCCGACGACGACACGAUGAUCGCACGUGUGCUUGCGUUCCGUUUCCGCUGGUACCGGAGGAAGAAGAUCGGUGGAGUCCCCGUUUCGUACAUGUUCCUCACGGCGCUUCUCAUCAAGUACGGUUUCGCUAAGCCUGGUCACCUCCUCCCAGCCUUGAGCCCGAACGACGAGCAGAUGGACAAGAUCAAUAAGCGCUUCGGGGACGCCAUGCGCUCAAAGUCGAACGCCAGGAACGCGCUCACCGACACAGUGCUCGUCGACGACACUCUGCCAGAUGCUGGCGCUGCGACCCCAGGUGCUCCGGUCGAGGACCAGGAGAAGACCGAUGAGACUGAGCAGAAGAUCGAGCUCCUGCAGGCGCUCCUUGCCAUUGGCGAGUCCACUUUCUCUAUUUACCUGCUCGCGUUGUACCCAUGGGUCAUCAGCGCCUAUCCCGCCAUCGCCGACGUCAUUAUCCGCAACCUCAGGCUUUCGAUCGGCGACUUGUAUACCCGCACGGUGGUGCUGUCCGGCGUUGGCGACAAUGUUGAUCUCGUCUCGCACAACCCAGAUGUUGUCCUCACAACGCUUUGCCCAACCCCACCAUCAACCCUGUCUACCGAGUGGCUCUUUUUCUACGACAAGUGGAUGGACGGUAUCGAGGUCUGGACAGAGGUUGAGCACGUCUACACCAAAGGCGAGCGGUGGUUCGCGCUCCUCAGGGGCUUGGGUGGGCGCGACAGCGAGCUCAUGGUCUGUGUCUGCCGCAUCAUUUCCACCCAGUUCCGUCAACUGCGCCUCGCCAAGAUUCAGGAGAAGGGCUUUGAUAUCACGCACCGCACCCACGACCAGAGGGCUCAACUGUUCAUCACAGCUAAAGAGCUCUCUCCGUGGCGCGGUCUCAUUCGCAACACGAUUCUGCCCGCUCUCAACAUCUCUGAAUUCGCCAGCGCGCCGUUUGCUUUGGAGGUGCACGAGAUCUUCGCUCAUUUCGACUGGCCGACGACCACUAACCUCUUCGGGGAGUGGCGCGACUCGACCACCAACACCCGCGAGCGAAACGCCCUGCUGCCGGCAGCUCACGCCGCCAACCAGGCUGCCCGUGACGUCAAGAUGGAGCUGCAGCGCGUCACUGCCAGUAGCUCUGCUCCUGGCCAGUCGACGGUCGGCGCCACCGCCGACCGCGGACCGGCUCGCGCCCUCGCCAAGCACGGCCACGGCAAUCCAUUCGCGCUGUGGACUCGUGGCAACGGUCAGGUCAUGUCGUACGGUAUUGUCGGCAACAUUGGCGAGUUCUUCAUGGAGGUCGCGCGUUAUUCUGGCCCCUUGAGCAAGGAAGUCGCGGUCUUCACCUGGGUCGACAUGCUCGCGUCCAUCAAGGAGAACGCUGGGGAUAGCAACGAGUCGAGGUUUCUCAAGGCCCGCAACAUCGAGAACCUGUCGACCUUUGUUGGUAUCAUCAACCGCCAGUUCAACUUCCCUCUUGAGCCCAUCUUGAACCUCAUUGCGAGCGGCAUCAAGAAUCACGAGUGGUUCGUCCUCCCCCUGGUCGAGAAAUUCCUCACAGGAAUGACUGGCGAGGAUAUUGUCGAGAACCAUGCCAUCUCCACUGCGCAGCUCAAGAACUACGCCACCGGUCCCGAGAUGACCCGCGAGUCGUUCUACGUGUCGGAGAACACAUGCAGCGAGGACCGCAAGCCUGUCCGUUCCAAAGACCUCAUCCAGUUCUCCAAGAAGAGUUCGACCCGCCUUGUAAAGGCUCUCGCGGACACACGCUUGGCCGUGCCCAUCCUUGUCGGUCUCGGCCGUCUUGCUACAGAGACGCUUCUCUACGAGCCCGGUCGCCCGAUCAAGGCGAUGAGCGACCAGAAGGAUGCGACGCGUGAUGUGUUCUCGCUCUGGUGCGGCUUCGUCGCCGACAAGCUUGCAGACCUUGGCUGCGCAGACCAGAUCCCAAGCCUCAGGGAAUUGCAGGGUGACGGCAACAUCGACGAGCAGAUGUGCUGGGCCAUUCUCCGGCCCAAGCUCCGCGCAGCUCUAGCCAAAGAGCGGCUCGAGAAUGGCCACGCAAACGGUAUCGACAUGGUCGUGGACGACCCGAACGGUGGAUGGUGGCCCGCGGCCCUCAAUGAAACGGUGCAGCACGCUGCCUCGUUUCUCGACCCAGGCGCUCGGAUCCGGCUUGGCCCUGGCUUCCUCGUGCGUUUCAACUCUAUGCGCAUCUCGGACAUUGCCUUCAACGAGGAGGCGUACACGGGGGCACUCAGCAACAUCGCAAAGGUCAUCCGGCAGCUGGAAUCCCUUGUUGCGACCGGCAAGAACACGAAGAACUCGCAGCAAGAGUUGGACCGCCUCAAGCGCCGCAACGCUGACCUCGAGGCCGAGAAAGCGAGCCAGAAGCUGCAGGUUGAACGCAUUCGGACUGUCCUCAAGGACGAGAGCCAGCACUGGUUCGCGAAGUGCAUCGAAAUGGGGCAAGACGGCGCUUUACCCAACCUCCUCCAUGACUAUUGCUUCUAUCUCCGUGCGACGCAGACGCCGGCCGACGCCAUCUUUGUUGCACGCUUUAUCCGCCUGCUACAUGAUCUUGAUACACCCGGCUUCUCCACUAUCCAUGGCUACAACUUGUUCUUCAAGGACAGCAUGGCGUCGAAGCUUUACGAGAGUACAGAGUCGGAGGCGCGCAAUCUGGGCCGCGCACUCUUACUCAUGCUUGAGGACCUCCAUCCGUGGCACCAGAGUCAGGACAAGUACAAGACCGAGGCCCUCGGCAUGACACAAAACGCCGAGGGUGCGGCUGUGUACUCGAAGCAUGGCAUGUUCUACCGGGUCAAGCCCGGUCAGCCGAAGCGCCCAAUGAUCUACGACGGCUUCCGGGACCAGUUCGCCAAGAUGCACGCGGGGCUCACCAACGCCCUUCUCACGUGUUGGUCGUCGGACGACAUGUUCUACGCCCCAAAGAACGCCCUCCAGAUCGCCCUGCAGGUCCUUCCCUUCUUCCCGAUGAUCGAAGAACACGCAGUCAAGAUUGAGAAGGCCGUCAACGGCCUGUUGCAGAAGACGGAUGGGUCGAUUACUCCCGACAUGAAGCCUGCGCUCAACUCGUACAAGUCGCAGCUGGCGAGGAGGAGGAAGGAGCGACCUUGUAUCACGGAGGCCGACUUCUCACCCGCUGGCAAGAGGAAGAAGGAGGUGCAGGCCAAGGCGGCUGCCGAAGCCCGCGCCAAGGCUGAAGAAGAGGAGCGCAUCAAGAAGGAGGAGGCGCAGGCCAAGGCGGGAGAGGAGUCCCCGUCGAAAGCUGAGCGCGACGCCGCCGACGCCAAGAUGGAGGUGGACCCGUCUGCCGACGCGAAGCCUGAGACGAAGGCCGCAGUGACACCCCUGACAUCGACGCCGUCCUCAGGCUCCGACGCCAAGGCCCUCCGCGCAAAGCUCGAGCUAGCACGCGAAGCGAAGAAGGCGGCGGCUGCCAGCGCCGGCGCUGAGGCCUCGACGUCGCCUCAACCUCAGUCCCAGGCUGGCCCGUCUGCUCCUACCGACCGGACCAUGGCUCCGCCACCAGAGCCGUCGAUCGAGGACGCGCGCGCCGCAGCCCGUGCCCGCAGAUUCGGUGCCUUGGCACCCAGCGCCAGCUCGGCACCUGGAACACCUCGCAAUGAGAGCCGCGCGUCCACACCGCGUGCCACUACACCGCCGGGCCGCACUCGUGCUGGUACCGACGACAGCCGCGUUUCGGAGCGGUCGCGCCGUCAGGAGGACCGCGACAGGAGGGAUAGGGAUAGGGGCCGGGAUGGAUCCAACCGCGACCGCCGGGAUCGUGGUGGCCGUGAGCGUGAGGGGAGGCGUGAGGAGAGGGAAGACCGUACCCCGCGCGACGGACAUGAGCCUCGCGACAGGGACCGCCGCCUAGAGCCGCGCGACGAGCCCAUGCGCGACUCGCGCGGGAGGGAAGAGCGAUACCGCGAGGAGCACCGGCCGGACGAGCGGCCGCGUGCCCGCUCGAGGGACGAGGGGCACCGCGACGGGAGGGAUAAGGACAGUCGAGACGGGCGCGAUGGACGCGAGCGCGACCGCCGACGCGACGAGAGGCCCUCUGAGAACGCUGGCCCGGCUCCAAUCGAGGAAACCCGUGCUGAGGGGCCCCGCGAAUCACGCGACGCACGUUCGCCCCAUCGUCCCGUCUCGCGCAACGAGGAUCGGCCUCCUCAGCGCCCGACCUCUCGCAAUGAAGACCGCCCUAUGCCUCGCAAUGAGAGACGGCCUGACGACCGGGACCUCCGUGGCGGGCGAGACCGACGUGACGCACGUGACACGCAGCCCGGCCCGAACCAACUCUCGCCUCUUCCCCGUGAUGUACCGCCUCACCGGGACGACCGGCGUGGCGGCAUGCGCAGCCCGCAGCGCUUCGACGAGCGCCGCGAGCGCCGUGACGACCGGAGGCCUGAGAGGGAUGAGCGGAGGGGCGACGACCGGCGCCGGAGGGACGAGCCUCGUCGUGACGAACCUCCUCGCCGUGACGAACACCCUCAGCCUCGUGAGAGGGAUGGAGACCGGACACCGCACGGAGGCCGCGACACGCCUAAGGAGUCAAGGGAGCCGCCGACUGGGCCAUCAGGCAGCCGCUCGCCACGGAAGGACGACCGCUCCGUCGGCAACCGUUCGCCUAGGAAGGACGAUGCACCACGCUCCGGCUUGCUUUCGCACGACGCCCACCCGCGUCCUGAGCGUUUUGCUCCGCCCGCCCGUGCGUCUCCGUCACGUCAGCUUGAGCCCGCGCAACCUGCUGGCCAGCCACAGCCGCCUGCUCGUGGGCGUCGCGACCCACCAACCGGGCCCUCUGGAUUGCCAAGCCGGCCGCGCGAUAUGCCGGAGAGGGGGAGGCGGCCUGAUGCGCCGUCCGCGGAACUGAACCGCUCGCCAACCAGGCCUGAUGCGCCUCUGCCAGCUCCGCCCGCUCGGGAACCUCCUGCGCCUCGCCAGCCCCAGCCAGGCCGUGAUCCUCUUCCGCCCCGUCCUCGCGAACCGAGACGUAACCUUUCGGACCGUGGUCACGAUCAGGGUGGGCGCGGGCAGAGAGAACUGAUACCGCCCACAGCAGCUGGCGGGUCGCUGAUGGCUCGCAUGGGUUUAACGUCUGCGCCGGUGCCCAAGCCGGAGAAGGAUAGCCGCAAGCGGCCUUUAGAUACGGAAGGCGCCCCGAGCUCACGCGAGGGCUCUCCGGGAGGCAAGCGGAGAGCGCGUGGCAGCCGUGACCGCCAAGGAGGCGGUAACCGGCUGUUCAGUGGCGCGAUGCAGGCGGCGAGACGACCACGCGCGUCGACGCGCCACGGGAAUAUGUCCUUCUUCCAAUCCCUCUCGUCCAUGUUUGGGCGCGCGCCGCCGCGCCCUGCAUCGCAGGACUCGUUCCAGCUCCCCACGACCCAGUACACACAGGGCUUGAAUCCCUCAGGCGCUGGCCCCGACUCGACGCCGGGGCCAAGCCGGCGCACGAGCUUUCAGCCGCAGGCCGGCCAGUAUCCACAAAAGUCGGCACAGCAACACCCGCCUUUGUCCCACACCUUUCACCGCUUGCGCAAUGCUCUCGUUGAUGACUUCCCCGAACUUAUCGACUCACUCAACGGUCCAGUAUCCCAAGCGGUCAUUGCCGGCAUCGAGCAGGAGCUCGGAGGGCCGCUCCCCCAAGCUGUGCGCGAGUACUUCCUUGUUACGGACGGGCAGGACCUCGAAGUGAACGGCGUCGGCCUCUUCUACGGGCUUUAUCUUCUUCCUCUCGACGAGGUCAUGAGAGAAUGGCACUUCUGGCGCCAGGCUGAGGCCGACCCAUCUACCGGCAGCAACCCGGCCAUCCUCGCGACCAUGGCGUCCAUACCUCCGCAGUGGGUCAAGAGCCUCUACGCGUGCAAGGGUUGGCUUCCUUUGCUGUCGGACAGGUCGGGCAACUACGUUGGCGUCGACCUCGACCCUGGGCCACAGGGCCAGUGGGGCCAGGCGAUCAUUUUUGGCCGCGACUUUGACCGCAAGUGCGUCUUGUGGCGCGGCGAGGGCGAGUCCGGGUGGGCCAAGUGGGUCUCCAGCAUUGUCGAGGAGUUUGAGAGCCACGAGGGCUGGGAGGUCGACAAGACGUCGGACGACGAGGAGGAGAUCGGCUACAGCUCAUACUCUGGCGCCAACAUGUACGGCGACCGCGGCCACAGUAUGCGUCUCGCCGGCGAGUACAAGGGUUGGAACGUGCUCGAGGCGUGGUGGGACAAGAGUGUGCGCAAGUGGGAGGGCUUGGGCCUUGGUAUGGACGUCACCGAAAUUGAGCGCGGCCUCGCAGAGGCUCGGCGCCUUCAAGACGAGUCAUCAAAGGGCAAGGGCAAGGAGUCGGCACGCAACAGCGUCGAGGUUGCUGGUAUCCGUGCCAACCAGCGGACGGCCGAUGACGAGAUUCCUAUGCUCACAGAGGUCGCUGCGUCGCCCGAACAUUCGCCGGCUAUCCCGCAAGAGGGUGAUGACAGCCAGACUCUCCUCCCACAUGCUUCCCGCGAAGUUUCUGCCAUCCCUCGCAUACUUCAUCCUAAGGGCACGCCUUCACGGAUGAAGACGACUAACCACCCGCUGGAGUCGCCGACACCAGGGUCGCCGACACCCAGCGGCACAUCCAACCAGGGCACCGACUACCUUGUGCCGCCAUCCCACCGCUCGUCUUCGAACCGCCAGCAGCAGCGCCGGUCGCGUCCUCCACCUCCCGCAGCGGUCCUAGACCUGCCGACCCGAGCCGACGUGCAGGCCGCGCAGGCCGUGGCCAACGCCGAGGCGCGCGGUAUGCGCGGUGGAUGGGUCAUGAGCCUGGACGCGAGCAGCGGCGUGACAAACCGACGAAAGACACACAACAUUUCGCCCUCUCUCGACGCCGAGAUGGUCGACAUUGACCUCGAGGGUGGGCGAAUGGAGGGAUUUGGCACGCCGCCCAUGAGCGCGAUCGAGGAGGAGAAACAGUCGCAUGAGGACAAACUGAGCAUGGCUCCCAUAGAGCAGCGCCGCGACACGCGCUCGCCCUCGCUCCUUGGCAUGUCGCGCACGCCGUCUCCAUUUGCGCCACAAUCGACUCCUCCGCAGACGCGACCGCCGUCACGUCCAGGCUCGAACGCGAACUCUCCACCCCAGCCGCAACGCCAAGGCUCGGGCUCACAGCGGUUGCCGUCGUCGUCGUCGUCGUCCGAGGCCCAUGGCCGUGGGCCGGCACUCGUGUCGCCCAUUGCGACGCCCCCUCUUCGCACGCCUUCUCCGUCGGGACUCCCGCCCGACCUGGCAGCCGUGGCCGAGGCGGCAAUCCGCCGUCCCGAGCCCGUGGUGGGUUACAGGUCAGUUUCGCCCGUUCCCGACGGCGAUUGGCUUGAGCACGAGGUGAUCAGAGGCGUCAGCGACCGGCGGCGCUCAUCGACGACUCCGAUUCCAAGUGGUGUCGCGACCCCGAGUAGAGGAGACAGCACGAUGUCGGUGGACAGCGAGGGUGCUCUGUUGGGUGACAAGGCAGAGAGCCAGAAUCGGGGGUCGACCAUGUCUCAUCCACCGAAUGGGCACGCAGCGACACCGACGACGACGACGUUCCCGAAGCGCAAGUCGGACAUUGCCGAGGUCCUCGAGGAAGUCAGCCUCGGAUAG